Molecule: messenger RNA, 765 nt
Organism: Exophiala spinifera
Lineage: Eukaryota; Fungi; Ascomycota; Eurotiomycetes; Chaetothyriales; Herpotrichiellaceae
Exons: 1
Coding region: 1-765 (254 amino acids)
Source: RefSeq, a predicted model, not a curated record
AUGCCCAUUACCCAAUACUCCCAGAUCCGACCUGGUCUCGCAGUCUCGAUAGUCCUGAAAGCAGAUCAAAAGACCGGCCGUCAAGUCCAAGGCACCGUGUCGCAACUCCUCACCAGUCACAACCACCCUCGGGGGAUCAAGGUGAAACUCACAGACGGUAGAGUGGGCCGUGUCCAGCAGAUCCUCCCCCUCCCUUCCUCCUCCGAACCUCAGACGCAGGCUCGGUCCCAGACUCGGUCUCGUCAGACCGACACGAACACGGCCGGCACCAGCGCCGGCACCGGUGGCAGAAUGACCUCGAGCAACAACAAUCCAUGGCAAGACGUACCCAGCCAGGGGAACCCAUUUACGGUGCAAAACUCCUCCUCUCGCUCCCAAUCCCAGCAGGGCGCGGCGCAGUCGUACUACAAUAACCAGUCCACUGAUCCCGCCCAUCAGCCCCAGUACCCUGCGCGGCCGAACCAGGCGUGGCCACAGCAACAGCAACAGCAGGGGUACGGCGCGCAGCAGCCUGGCACCGGCCAAUCUCAGGGCGGCGGCGGCGGCGACGAUCAGUUCUUUGCGGCGCAGGGUGACAGAGCUGCGCAGAUCGAGCACCUGCAGCAGUACGAGGCGAGUGCGCCGCAGAGCCAGGCGGAUCUAGAUCAGGCGCAGCUGCAGAAGGAGUUUCCAAACAUUGACGGGAGUCUCAUUGCGGCCAUAUACAACGAAAGACCGGGAAACCUGGGCGAAGUACGCGAGCUGUUGCAGGAGCUUAAUUCGUGA